CACACGCACACACACACGGCAGUGAGCGUAGAGAGGGACGUCAGGCUGGAGGUUCUGUCAUGGCUCAUCAGGACCCAGUGUUCAUAGUGCUCACACUCCUCUGCCUCGAUAGUGUGUUACGUGGUGUCCAAGGAAACGGCAUGAAAGAAGACGACCAGCCAGAGGCACGGUACGCUCUGAUUGGUGCAGGCGUGGGUCUGAUCCUGGCCGUCAUGUUCGUUGCUGUGAAACUCUGCAUGAUAAAGAGACACAUGCUGGACAAUGGGUACUACUCUGCAGAUGACUCACUGAGAGGACAGUCCCUGCGACCAGCCCUAGAGAUCAACACCUGAUUAAAAGCCUCUGAGCCUCUCUUAAAGGGCUCUUUGCGUCCAUCACUAGAGCUGCUAGCAUCUUAAAGGGCUCUUGGCGCCCAUCACUGGAGCUACUAGCAUCUGUCGCUAGCUUGUCUCCUAAGGUGCUGCUAGCAUGUGUUGCUAACAUGUUUCUGACAGGGCUGCUAGAGUGUGUUGUUGCUAGCACGUUUCUUACAGGGCUGCUAGCGUGUGUUGCUAGCAUGUUUCUUAUAGAGCUGCUAGCUUGUGUUGCUAGCACGUUUCUUACAGAGCUGCUAGCGUGUGUUGCUAGCACUUUUCUUAUAGAGCUGCUAGUGUGUGUUGCUAGCACAUUUAUUACAGGGCUGCUAGCGUGUGUUGCUAGCACGUUUCUUAUGGAGCUGAUAGCAUGUGUUGCUAGCACAGGGCUGCUAGCGUGUGUUGCUCUCACAUCUCUUAUAGAGCUGCUAGCGUGUGUUACUAGCAUGUUUCUUAUAGAGCUGCUAACUUGUGUUGCUAGCAUGUUUCUUAUAGAGCUGUUUGUGUAUGUUGCUAGCACAUUUUUUAUAGAGCUGCUAGUGUGUGUUGCUAGCAUGUGUAUUACAGGGCUGCUAGUGUGUGUUGCUAGCACGUUUAUUAUGGAGCUGCUGCAUGUGUUGCUAGCACGUUUCUUAUGGAGCUGCUAGCAUGUGUUGUUAGCAGGUUUCUUACAGGGCUGCUAGUGUGUGUUGCUAGCACGUUUCUUAUGGAGCUGCUGCAUGUGUUGCUAGCACGUUUCUUAUGGAGCUGCUGCAUGUGUUGUUAGCAUGUUUCUUAUGGAGCUGCUAGCAUGUGUUGUUAGCAGGUUUCUUACAGGGCUGCUAGCGUGUGUUGCUAGCUCGUCUCUUUAAGUGCUGAGAGGGAGCAACUGGCUACUAUUGAAUUUACUCUAGAGUCCCUGGACUGGAUGUACAAAGAAAGCGCUAAUAAAACGUUUAUUUUAAUAAAACAUUUUUCUACGCAGAAAGCGAACGCUCUAUUUUCAUACGCAGAGAGCGAAUGCUCUACCUUGUCAUAUCGCCUGGUAUCUACUAAGCUGUCACAUUCCUCGCUCAUCACCGCUUGACCCCUCGCCUGGUGCGAAGUCAUAAUGUACAGAGAGUCUCAUACGUUCAUAAUGUACAGAGUCUCAUACGUUCAUAAUGUACAGAGUCUCAUACGUUCAUAAUGUACAGAGUCUCAUACGUUCAUAAUGUACAGAGUCUCAUAUUCAUAAUGUAGAAUCUCAUACGAUCAUAAUGUACAGAGUCUCAUACGAUCAUAAUGUACAGAGAGUCUCAUAUUCAUAAUGUACAGAGUCCCAUACGUUCAUAAUGUACAGUGAGUCUCAUACGUUGAUAAUGUACAGAGUCUCAUACGUUCAUAAUGUACAGAGAGUCUCAUAUUCAUAAUGUACAGAGAGUCUCAUACGUUCAUAAUGUACAGAGUCUCAUACGUUCAUAAUGUUCAGAGUCUCAUAUUCAUAAUGUUUAGAGUCUCAUAUUCAUAAUGUACAGAGAGUCUGGCCGCUUUCCAUUGCCAAGUGUGAACUUCCUUGAAUGUGGAUAGUCUGUUGAUGUUUAAACUAUUGGAUCUGCCCAUUCGCUAACAUUUGGUCAUGACGUGACAUGCUCAAACUAGCGCACGACCUCAACGUCAUCGUUCUCAGCUACUCCCUCUGUUCGCUGUUUGGACCUGCACAUUUUUGUCUUGAGAAAACUAGCAAAUGUACGGCAGACCCAGACGACGUACUGAAGGGAAAUGUGAAGGAGGGCGGAGCCUGACCAUCUGCUCCCUGGCUCCACCCCCUACAACACGAUUGGCUCACAGCAACGAAUUCACUGAUGCGUAAUCAACAUGGACGCGCGAGGACGCUCGUGCUCAACACCAAACUCAUGCAUGAGUUGUCAUCUACCAAUCAGCUUGCAAAAACUGGUGCCGGACGUUGCAACCAUGUAACGCCAUUUUUUCAAAGAUGUCGGCGGCCAAAUGCCAUGCUAACUGGCUGAAGCUAACCCUCCAAAUCCUGACCCCCUGGAAUUAACUGAUGGCAACAUGAAAAAGAAGCAGUCUCAAAAGUUUAGCAAUCAUACAUGAUCACAAAAUGCCCUAAAACAGUGUCCUAACACACUGUACCGAGUAGUAGUUCUACUCCACUACUCUAACUACUCACACUGUUUACUAGAUACUUACAGUUCUAAUCCACUUAAAAACAUACUGUAUAUGUGCCGUGUAGACUAGGGCUAUGACAGACGUAUGCUAAAUACUAAAUCUAGCAGAUUGGGAAGUGGAUUUCAUGAAAGUGAAAAUACAAGGAAGGCAAAAAAAAAGUUUAACUUGCUUUUGACAUCUACGAUGAGCAAAACUGGUGCGCUGAAUACUGAUUCUGCUGUCUCUGAAAGUUUCGAUGUAGUCAUUAUAGUAAAGGCUUUUUAAUGUUAUUCUUACUUGUUUUAUAAUAAAGGUGAAAGACAUGUA
Messenger RNA from Sardina pilchardus (European sardine), 2810 nucleotides. Its product is annotated as transmembrane protein 273-like. NCBI's taxonomy places the organism in Eukaryota, Metazoa, Chordata, Actinopteri, Clupeiformes, Clupeidae. The record is from RefSeq and is a predicted model, not a curated record. The transcript has 5 exons. Bases 60 to 332 code for a protein of 90 amino acids.